AUGCUCGCCGCACACCUGAAGACCGCGCUUCGGCGCCUCCCUCGCUCUUUCCAUGCAUCAACUGGAUCCCCACUUCAAGCCGCGUACACUCAACGAAGUCAUCACCAACAAAGACCUAUAACUUCCUGGAAACUGGGCGUCAUCGGAGCGUUCACUGCGGGUCUAACUGCGUCCACUGCGCUAUGCGAACAGCUAACCGAAGAGAAGGAAGCUCCCGUGACUCCGGGGAAAGUGCGCUCUGACCUGCCGACGUUCUCAUUCGACGAAGUGCAGCAGCACACGGGGGCGCAUAAGAACGGCACGUGGGUCGUCUACAAAUACGGCGUGUACGACAUCACCAAAUUCAUCGCGUCGCACCCUGGCGGCACCAAGAUUCUAUUGGCCGCGGGCAGCUCCAUCGAGCCGUUCUGGCAGCUAUAUGCUGCUCAUAACCACGCAGACGUACACAAGAUAUUGGAGAAGUUGCGGAUUGGCAACUUAAGAGAAGAAGACGUGGCGAUGCUAGAGAAGGUGCGGAAGGAGAGGUACGGCGACGGACCGUACGGCAAAGAUCCUACGCGUCACCCGGCCCUUAAAGUGAAUUCCAGUAUGCCAUUCAACGCCGAGCCACCUGCUGAACUGCUGAUGCAAUCGUUCAUCACCCCGAACGAUUUAUUCUUCGUGCGCAACCACUUGCCUGUUCCCGAAGUGGACAUUGCGAAUUACACUCUAAAGAUUUCUGGACUGGGUAUUGGCAGGGAGAAGCACAUAGAGUUCACACUAGACGACUUGAAGAGCAAGUUCAAGCACCACACAGUGACGACGACCGUGCAAUGUGCAGGCAAUCGACGUGCAGAGAUGUCGGGGGUGAAGCAGGUGAACGGCUUGAGUUGGGACACCACCGCCUUGUCUACGGCGAAUUGGACAGGUGUUCUGCUCUCGGAUGUGCUGGCGAGUAUCGGUAUUACCGACGAGGAUUCGCGACAAGGAGAGUGCGAGUGCGAGGUGGGAGAAAACAUGGAGACGUGUGACGACUGCAACACUGUCAUCCAACACGUUCAGUUCGAAGGACUCGAUGCCGACACGGAAGGCAACACGUACGGCGCUUCGAUCCCUGUGGCUACAGCGUUAGACCCCAGAAAGGACGUCCUCCUUGCAUUCGAGAUGAACGGAGAGACCAUCCCACGAGAUCACGGCUACCCGCUGCGCGUCAUCGUGCCAGGUACAGUGGGUGCUCGCAACGUGAAGUUCUUGCAUCGCGUCGUGCUCUCAAGCGAAGAAAGCCCCAGUUUCUGGCAACAGCGCGACUACAAAGGGUUCCCGCCGAACGUCGAUUACUCUCGGGAUGACUAUUGGAAGUUUGCUGGCGAUUCCAUCCAAGAACUUCCCGUGCAGUCUGCGAUCACAGAGCCUAAGAACGGGUCGAUUCACUUGGUAGACGAUGCCUCGGACAGCUCAAUUGUGACCGUGAAAGGCUACGCUUGGAGUGGCGGUGGUCGCAACAUCAUCCGAGUGGAUAUCUCGGUUGAUGGAGGCAAGACGUGGACUCCAGCGGAGCUUCACGAGUCCGGGAAACGUCAAAAGUAUAACCGCGCAUGGGCGUGGACUCCUUGGGAACUGGACGUGGACGUGCCGCCGGGUACCGAGAAGCUGGACAUCAUGUGUAAGGCGGUGGACGCUUCCUACAACGUUCAACCGGACACGAUCGCUCCUAUCUGGAACAUGAGAGGAGUGCUGAACAACGCGUGGCAUCGCGUGCAUGUGACAGUGGAGGAAUCCGACGAAGAAGAGGACGAGUAA
This is a messenger RNA of Phytophthora infestans T30-4, 1779 nucleotides long. Its product is annotated as sulfite oxidase, putative. Lineage: Eukaryota; Oomycota; Peronosporomycetes; Peronosporales; Peronosporaceae. The transcript has a single exon. Bases 1 to 1779 code for a protein of 592 amino acids. Gene Ontology annotation, molecular function: molybdenum ion binding; molybdopterin cofactor binding; heme binding. Gene Ontology annotation, cellular component: mitochondrion. The record is from RefSeq and is a predicted model, not a curated record.